Helianthus annuus (common sunflower) is the source of this 1590-nucleotide messenger RNA. Its product is annotated as pectinesterase. Gene Ontology annotation, molecular function: pectinesterase inhibitor activity; pectinesterase activity. Lineage: Eukaryota; Viridiplantae; Streptophyta; Magnoliopsida; Asterales; Asteraceae. The record is from RefSeq and is a predicted model, not a curated record. Bases 1 to 1590 code for a protein of 529 amino acids. Gene Ontology annotation, biological process: cell wall modification. The transcript is spliced from 2 exons.
AUGACGAUGAUCGGCGCAUUCGUUGGCGCUAAAACAUACACUGGUUCCAACGACGAUGGUCUGAUUGCAACGAGCAACAAGGCCGUGGAAUCACUUUGCCAACACACCGAUUACAAGCGAUCAUGUGUAAAGAGUCUUGCACAUGUAAACAACACAUAUGACCCAAAAGAGCUCAUGAAGGUAGCUUUUAAAUCCGCAAUAAAAGAACUACAAAUCGCCAUUGAUAGUUCUUACACACUAAGCGCAUUAGCCGAAGAUCAUAGAACAUCAAUGGCACUAGAUCUAUGCAUAGAGGCUCUCAACGCCUCCAUAGAUGACCUCAAAAGAUCAUUAGAAAAGCUAGACAAAUUCUACGUUACAAAGACAGAAGAAUAUGUUGGUGAUCUCAAGAUAUGGCUCAGUGGUUCGUUAACAUAUCAAGAAACAUGUCGCGAAGGUUUCGAGAACACAAAAGGUGAAACUGGCCAGAAGAUGAAGAAGUUAUUGAGCUUGGGUUGGAAACUCACUAGUAACGGGCUCGCAAUGGUUGACGCUGUUGGGGGGGUUCAGUUAACAAGGUUUAGUCAUGGACUCGAAAACAAGGGCCCGGAUAACGAUGCAUGGUGGGUGAAGCGGAUGCGGCUUGAUGUUGAUUUGAAAGCCUUCCAUAAUAUGGUUAGUGUGGCUCAGGAUGGUUCGGGAAUGUUUAGGACCAUAAUGGAUGCGGUUAGGGCAGCGCCUAAAAAGAACAAGCGACCCUAUGUUAUAUACAUCAAGGAAGGUAUUUACAAUGAGCAUGUUGAAAUCCCGCGCCAUCUUAACCAUGUUGUCUUAUAUGGCGAAGGUCCAACCAAAACUAGAAUUACCGGAAACAUAAAUCAUGAUGAUGGAGUUCGCACUUACAAGACCGCUACCGUUGCUGUGAAUGGAGAUCAGUUCUUGGCAAUGGACAUAGGAUUCGAGAACACGGCGGGACCAGAAAAACAUCAAGCAGUCGCCCUUCGUGUCUCGGGUGACAUGGCCAUUUUUCACAACUGUGCCAUUGACGGAUACCAAGACACCCUUUACACGCACUCAUACCGCCAGUUUUACCGCGAAUGCAACAUCACAGGGACCAUAGAUUUCGUGUUUGGUGACGCAGCAGCCGUCUUCCAAAACUGCAUGAUGAUUGUAAAAAAACCUCUUGACAAUCAACAGUGCAUGGUGACAGCCCAAGGCCGAAAGGACCGACACUCAAAAGGUGCAUUAAUCCUUCAGGGAUGCAUUAUUACAGCUGAUCAAGAAUUUUGGGCCACGAAGCCGAUGCCUAAAUCCUACCUUGGUCGGCCAUGGAAAGUGUUCGCGAGAACUAUCAUCAUGCAGUCGUUUAUCGAUCAGAACAUCGAGCCUGAAGGGUGGGCACCGUGGGAUGGAUCAUUUGCUCUAGACACGUGUUAUUUUGGUGAGUUUAACAACAUAGGACCAGGGGCUAAUACCGCGAAACGUGUUACAUGGAAGGGGUUCAAGAAGAUAAGCCUAGCAGAGGCUGUUAGUUACACCCCACAAAAAUACAUCCAAGGAGAUUUAUGGAUCAAGACAUCUAGUAUUCCUUAUGAUCCUGGACUCAUGUAG